Ciona intestinalis (vase tunicate) is the source of this 1935-nucleotide messenger RNA. Lineage: Eukaryota; Metazoa; Chordata; Ascidiacea; Phlebobranchia; Cionidae. The record is from RefSeq and is a predicted model, not a curated record.
GAAAUGGCUUCAACUGUUAAAAUAUCCCCAAAGGAAUUAUCCAAAGUACAGAAUCAACUCCCACAAGGCUGGGUAGCCAAAGAAUCGUUAAAAUAUAAAGGACAUAUCUUCUACUUUAAUGUCUCUGCAGGUACAAGUACAUGGACGAGGCCUACUCGUACCUACAGAGAAAAGUAAAGCACAAUCUACUUCUUCAUUUAAAAAUGUUGGAAAGAAGAGAAAAUCUGGAGAUAUGCUGGAAAUAAAUACAUCUAAAACAACUAUUGCAAAUAACAAAAGUGAUAAUCACCAAAAAGUAAAAACUAGAAAAAGACGAAAGAAAAAUAAAAUAUUAAAACAAGAAGACACUGCAAAUAACAACAACAAGAUAACAAACAGUUCAACUAGUGAUAUUUCAAUUGACUCUUUAUUUGAAUCCCCUGGAACUACAAACAAACAACAGGAAGAAAAUGCAAGAAGAAAACAAGAAGAAUACCAAACACUGGACAUGCCGCCAUUGAUUGAUGUGGAACAAUUAGCCAUUGUUUCCAAACAAUCACCAAAACAAUCACCAUUAUCACAUAACACACAAAAAUCACAAUUACUGCAAAACAAGAUUUCAUAUUCACCAAGUGACUUAAAAACCCCAACCAAAGUCACCCCUAAAUUUAACCCCAAUGUUACCCCCAAGUUCACCCACAAUGUUACCCCCAAGUUCACCCACAAUAUUACACCCAAAGUUACCCCUAAAGUUGGCUCAUCACCCCGCACACCAAGUAGCGUUACCCCAACCAAAACUACACCAAAAGUAACCCUAUCGCGAAAAGUAACUUCUAAUAGAAGAAGAUCAAAUAUCUUUAUAAAUCCCUUAUGUGAUGAUGGAAAUGAAGACAAUGUUGAUGAAAUUACUCGCCCAGUUAUCUCUCCAAAAGUUGUAAGACCAAUUAUCACUCAUCAUAAAACACCUAAAGCUCAAGUUGUUAAGGAUAAAGAUCCUGCUGAAGUUGAAGUGAUGGACACAUCAGAUACAAUAUACAACUGUAAAGAUAUACCAAAAGCAAUAGAAGAGAAAGAAUCCACACCUGCCAUUACAAACGCACCUCCCAAUGCAAAUGCCAUCUUAUUCAUUGUAGUUGAUACAAACAUAUUGUUGUACUCAAGUUGUUUGAAAGAUAUUGACUUCAUUAUUAAUUGGUGCCCACCUCCAAGGACGAUGUUUCGACGAGCUGUUGUUGUUGUGCCUUGGGUUGUUCUUCAGGAGCUUGACCAUUUGAAGACAAACAAACAGACAGCAGCAAAAGCAAGACGAUCAAUCGCAUUUCUUAAUAGACAUUUUUCUUGCAAGAAACCUGGAAUUCGGGGCCAAACUAUAUUAGAAGCAGCUGCUGUUGUGGAUGGAUUAAACAUUGAAAUAAACGAUGACAGACUCCUACAAUGUUGUUUCUUCUUUUCAAGAUUGCCAGGAAAACAUAAAACGUUGUUGUUUACAAAUGAUUCAAACCUGGCAAACAAAGCUAUGAUUAAUAGCUUCAUGAGUUAUUCCAACUUACAAGCACUAAUGAAAGGUGUAACUGAAUAUACUUCACUUCCUAAUCCAGUACUUGAUGAAGAAGGUUCAACAAAACCUGUAAUACCAACUCCCAGAGGGUCCUCCACAUCCUCUAUAGUGGAGGAAGACACCCCAAAGUCCAUGGUCCUCCAGUUAUCACUGGAGCAGAUGCAUCUUGCUCUCUGUGUGAUCCUGGAGACAGAGAUGAGGGAAGCAUAUGGGAGGAUUUGGGAGGAAGUUGUGGUAAAGAGGCCACCAUGGAGUUUAGCAGGUUGGGGUUUCUUAUCCAUAUUAUUUGUUAAUAUUAUUUGGAUUCUUUUUAUUACAUUUUAUUAAAAAUCCAAAGGUACAUCAUUUCAUCCUCAGUUAUUCAAUAGUUAGUUGAAAAAACAGCGUUUUAAAAACUA